Molecule: messenger RNA, 2196 nt
Organism: Penicillium riverlandense
Lineage: Eukaryota; Fungi; Ascomycota; Eurotiomycetes; Eurotiales; Aspergillaceae
Exons: 3
Coding region: 1-2196 (731 amino acids)
Biological process (GO): regulation of DNA-templated transcription; DNA-templated transcription
Molecular function (GO): DNA-binding transcription factor activity, RNA polymerase II-specific; DNA binding; zinc ion binding
Source: RefSeq, a predicted model, not a curated record
AUGGCAAAAGCGUCUCGAGAUCCCGUGCGGAGUUCUCGCACAUCCAAGGCAUGCGACCGUUGCCGCCGACAAAAACUCAAGUGCGACGCGACUCGACCCUGUAUUUUAUGUAUUCGUGCCGACAGUAAAUGUGUGACAUCGCAACAUCCACCGCGAAGGCGCGCCCGAAGCCAAGCCCGUGCCAUGAAAGAAACUUCGACAAGAUCGAUCCCCCGUCCUGCGCCUCAUGGAGGCAACGAGGCAGCGAUCGCACUAGCACAGAGAAGCUCGAUGCCCGAUUCCAAUACUUCAAACACAGACCCCGGGUUUCGGACGAAUAUAUCCGCCAUUGACUUUGCGCGAAGCGUGUUUGAUGAGGAAAAAACCGGUCGAUCGUUCACCGGGGCAUCUAUACCUGGUGAUGUUGGCAGGCCGACUUCCGAGAAUACAAUAUGGCAUUUGGAAAAAUUUCAAAUGCCCACGGAGUGCGUUAUGCAGGCACUGAUUGACGCAUACUUUCAUCGAACGCAAUGGCACAUUCUACUGUUCCAUGAACCCUCCUUUCGCAAGACUGCGCAGAGAGUUCUUUCGCAAAAAGUAUGGAGACGUCAAGAUCUCAGUGCUGUCAUGGCUGUUCUUUCAGUCGCAGCUAUAGGAUUGCAAUCCGUAAUGCCUGACACCAAGUGGCCGGGGCAUGAUCUUUUGCGUGGACACGCCAUUAAUGCGCACAGUCUUCUGCAGGGGUUCAUUAUGGAAGUCAGGCACCACCUUCUUGAUGUUCUAGAAGAUUGCCAGAUUGAAUCAGUCCAGAUUGGUAUCUUGCUGUCUUGCUUCUAUGUCUUCCACAACUCUCCUAAUCUUGCCUGGACGACUCUUGGGAUGGCAGUAAGGGCUGCAUUUGCUCUCGACAUCCAAUCUCAGAAAAACUCAAACAAGGACCUUAUUGAGAAUGAAGUUCGUUCUCGAUGUUGGAACCACAUAAUCGUGGCAGACACCUUCUCUUCAGUGAUCUAUGGACGUCCGCCAUCUGUAGAUCCCUCAUCUGUGGGGUUACAUCAACUAGGGACUCUGGAGGAUCUGGAGAUCGACCCCUGGCUACUUACGAACCCGCUGCUACUUAACAGUAGUGGUACAACAUCCAUGGCUACGUUUCACGCUCUAAAGGGAGAAAUUUACUGUAUCACUCGAGAGAGUCUCCUACGCUUUCGUCGCCUGCCCUCGCGUAAUGCAGUUGACGAGGAAGAUUUACGUGCUAUCGCUGAAAUAACCAAGGAGUUUGACAUGCUGUUGAUGCAGUGGAAGAACAAACUCCCGGAACUAUUUGAUUUACAGUUUUGGGAUUGUGACGGCCGAUGGAACCAAGUUUCCCAUCAGAUCCAGGCGCUUCCUGAACCCUCUAGAAAACAGAUAGAGAGCAUCUAUCUCCAGUCUGCUGUAUUGCAAUUGACGUAUGAUGCUGCAGUGAUCCAAAUCCACCGUCCCCUUGUGGAGCAAAGGAUCCAUAACUCAUCCUGCUCUGCCUCGAUCAUGGAUGCCAUUCAUCACUCACUCAGCACUGCCACCGCAGCGGCAAUGCGAAUAUCUCUCGCUCCUAUGCAUGCUCUUGAGACACAUUUCGCCGCAUCCUUUGCAUCGUUGCAGCAGUUCACCGCCGGUGUUAUCCUUUGCAUCCCACCUACCAUCCAGCCUCUCACUGGAGCCGCAAAUGAGGCAAAACGAGGGGUAAUGAGGAUCAUCCGGGUCAGCAAAUCAAUGAGUCAUUACAAUAGAAUAGCACGGCACAAUGAACAGCUCUUGACCGAGCUCUUGAAAGUUACCGUUCAACGUGAGAUGUCCUGUGCACUUGGCGAAAGUGCAGGCAUCGACUCUUCCAAAGAGACACCUCUCAAACAGCCAGUGAGCACGAGACAUUCUCAGCCGCCAUUUCUGAACACGUCCUCUUCGGUAUCCAACUCUGCUGGGAGGAAUAUUCCAGAUGUUGGUCAGAUACAACCGCCGUUUCCCCCAGAGGUUACCUGGAGACAGGGUACUUUGAACCAAGAUCUUUAUAACGGAGCCUUGGCCCACACCGAAUUUCCAUCGGCGCACACUGAAUUGCCAUCGGCGGACACCUUUCAACAACUUGAUGAUACUUUCGGUGCUUUUGGCGAACUCCUGUUCAAUCUUGUCCCCGACGACCAGAGCAGCAGUUGGAACUGGGGUCGAACAUUUCAGUAA